AUGGACGACCCGGCCCACUAUAAACGACAACGCGAGCUGAGAGCGGGCAUUGGCGUGUCCAACCCCAAAACAGGCAACUUUCAAUUCUACGGCCCGUCGUCCGGGUUCUGCUUUCUCCAGCGUGUCUACCAACGCAUCAUGCAGUCCACCCCGAAUGAAUCGCUGCUGCACCGGCGCAGCUGCUCCAUCCCCGACGCCCUGCAGAAAUGGGGUAUAGAGCGCUUCAUGUUUGCCGCCGACGCAGGGCCCGGCGAUCCGCCCCAUGCCUCGUGGCCGGCCGAGGCCUUUCUCCCCCGCGCCCUGGGCGACCGCUUCAUCGAUGCCUACUUCAAAAUCAUGCACCCGCAGAUGCCCGUGCUCGUCCACGCGGAGAUCCUCGAGUCCUGGGCCCAGAUGUGGGAGACGCCCGUGCGCGGCCAGCCCAUCAAGAACAAGGAGAUCCUCUUCAUGGUGCUCGCCAUCGGAUCGCGCGUCGUCAACCUCAAAGGCAAGCAGCCCGAGGCCCGCGUCGAGGGAUGGGCCGAGUACUUUUCCAGUCGGGCGUCCGAGGGGCCGAUCUUCCUGCAGGAACCGAGUGUAAAGGGGAUGCACUUGAUGCUGCUUAAAGCAAUGUACUCCCUACAACUCAUGCGCCAAAACGACGCCUAUCUUUACCUCGGCCACGCCACGCGCACCGCCAUGGUGCUGGGCCUGCAUCGCUCGCAGGUCACCGACGGCCGCGAGCCGCACAUGCACCGCCUGCGCCUCACCUUCUGGAUCGUCUUCGUUUUCGAGCGCAUCUCGUCCGUGUACAUGGGGCGGCCGUCCGCGCUGUCCGAGAACCAGAUCGACACCGCGUACCCGGAAGACCUCGCCUACCCCAGCGGCGGCGACAGCUACCACGCGCCGUCCAUCGAAUGCGCCUGGGUGCGCGCCAUGGCGGACAUCGCCAAGCUGGCCGACCGCGUCUCCAUCGACAUCUACUCGCCCGCCAGCAUCAGGAGCCUCGCCGACAUGGCCCGCUGCCACCAGACCAGCAUCGAGUGCGACGCCGCCCUGCAGACCAUCACCCGCGCCCUACCACCCUACCUGCACUUCUUCGACGAGGCCGUCCCCGUCGGCGACGACUGGCAGGAGAUCCAGCGCCUCAGCCUGGGCUUCAGCUACUACGUCGUGCGCAUGCUGCUCUAUCGCCCGGCGCUCGUGAUGACCACCUUCUUCGCCUCCACCGCCGAGGCCCAGCAGAGCGCCGAGGGGUGCAUCGACCUGCGCGCGUGCAUCGACGCCUCGACCUCCGCCGCCCGCAACCUCGUCAACCUCGCGUACGACGUCUACUUCCGCCGCUUCCCGGAUAUCCGCUACGACGGCGCCCUCGCCUCGUUCAUCGUCUCCUCCUGCAUGACCCUGCUGUACGACGUGCUGAAUCUCGGCAGCGACCCCGACCGCGCCCGCCAGACCUUCGCCGUCGUCGAGCGCGGCAUCCGCUGUCUCGACGAGAUCGAGCACGUCGGCUACACCACCGGCAAGGCCAUGAGCGUCGACCUGAUGAAGGUCGCCAAGCAGGCCGUGCUGGCGGCCGAUCCGGUCGUCGACACGAAUCAGGCUUUGGUUGAUUCGUUCCCGUGGCUAGAUAACUGGCCCCGCACCGAGACAGCCUCUCUCCCCGCGUCGUACGCCCUCCCCGACGCCGCGCUGGCGGGCAUCGGCACGCUGGCCGGCGACACGGCCCUGCUAACGGGGUCCGAGGUAAACUACCACUGGCUGGGGAAUGGGUUUGAUCCAAGCACGAUACCGGGGUGUUUAUACUAG
Aspergillus terreus NIH2624 is the source of this 1788-nucleotide messenger RNA. Its product is annotated as fungal specific transcription factor domain-containing protein. Gene Ontology annotation, molecular function: DNA binding; zinc ion binding. Lineage: Eukaryota; Fungi; Ascomycota; Eurotiomycetes; Eurotiales; Aspergillaceae. Gene Ontology annotation, biological process: DNA-templated transcription. The transcript is spliced from 4 exons. The record is from RefSeq and is a predicted model, not a curated record. Bases 1 to 1788 code for a protein of 595 amino acids.